AUGGACUCACCGAUAUCUUUCAAUGGCUCAAACUAUGGUUUACAAAUCGCGCAAAACAAUGGACAGACCACCUGGAAUGCACAUUUUCACUUGUCCCCAGGUAAAGUCACCUUCAAUGUUGAUUGUCGGAUAAUUCACAUCUCUGAUAACGUGAAACAAGCCCCAGAAGAGCGACCACAGCCUUGUGUCAUGAUUCCAUUCGGGCGCGAUCCUGACUUUGUGGACCCGGGAUCCCUUGUAGACAGGGUGCAUGCACUUAGCUCCAAGCCCUCGGCGAGACUGGCCCUAGUUGGUUUCGGCGGAGUUGGCAAAUCCGAGAUUGCCAUCGAAUACGCAUACUGGAUCCGAGAGCAGUCGCCUGGGACUUGGGUUUUCUGGAUUCACGCGACUGACAUUGUGCGAUACGAAGAGGGACUGCGUGACAUCGCAGAGCGCGUCAAAAUUCCACACCAUCAAGACCCAACUGCCAAUAUAUUUCAGCUUGUUGGUAGUUGGCUCCAGGGCCAAAUAGCAGAACCAUGGCUUCUAAUCCUUGACAAUAUUGAUGAUGAUGAAUAUCUCUAUCAGCCAGCGUUCGCAAGUCCCAUUUCAGCUGGUAGUCAUGAACGGAUUGAAGUAAUCAGCCAUCAAAGGGCCGACUUUGAUAAGUCGCCGCUGGAUUAUUUACCAAGAGUGCCGCAUGGGUCUAUCAUAUUAACGACCCGUAGCAAGCAGGUUGCAACGAAUCUUGUCAAUGAAUGCGAUAUUAUAACAAUCGAGCCAUCAGAGACCCAUGCACUUGCUUUGCUUGAAAGAAAACUCAAAAUCGAUGCCGCCACGGAUGUUUUGAGUUUAAAAAGACUUGCUCGCGAACUUGACUGCAUAGCACUUGCUAUUGUACAAGCAGCAACUUUCAUCGCACGUCACUCCCCUCGAUCUUCUGUGCAAAAGUAUCUUGAAAUGUUUCAAGAGAGCAACCAAGCAAGAGCAAGCCUUUUGAAGCGCCAGACAAGACUGCUGCAUCGCGAUCAGAGAGUCGAUAAUUCCAUUAUUAUUACACUGCAAUUAUCCUUCGAAUUAAUCAGGAAGGAGAACCCACAAGCCAUGGAUAUCCUUUCUUUCAUGAGCUUUUUCCAUCCGCAAUCGAUCCCAGACUAUAUACUGCAUACAUCAUUUCAUGAUGAUGAUGAUGAGGCUAAGAGUGAUGUUGACAAGAAUUAUACGCCAUUUGGACCCUCUUAUCAGGAAGAUAAAAACAUUGAUCAGAUUUUGGAAGACAAGGGUAGUAGUGCCGACCGAAAAGCCACAUUCAAAUUUUCUGGAUUGGAUUUUGAAGAUAGCAUUGCCAUACUUAAAGACUACUCACUCAUUUCCAUCGAUCCUGAGACGCUGAGCUUCGCGAUGCAUGGUCUUGUGCAACUUUCUAUCCAGGAUUGGCUUGACAUACAAGGAAAACAUACCUAUUGGAAAGAGAAUUUCAUUCGCGUUCUCUAUCUAAAAUUUCCAAAAUUCACCAACAUGGAAAACAUCGCAAGAUCCAGAUCUUUGUUCCCACACAUUCAGUCGGCAAUGUUACAUGGUCCAGUCUCAAAUCAUCGAAUAAGAUGGGCCAGACUGAUUCGUCAUGCCACUGAUUUUGUGCUCUCCUGUGAAAGACCACACGAAGCCAAGCGCUUGGCCGUUAUGUCACGGAGGGAAACCGAAAAUAUUCUUGGGUGGGAACAUCCAGAGACAAUCACUGCCUCCCUCUUCGAAGUGAAAGCUUUGAUGAAAUGCGAAGAAUUUGAACAUGCGGAGGGGAAAUGCCUUCAAACAAUCGAAGCAUGUAAAAGUUUUCAUCUGGAGACGGGCUACACGGUCUAUCUUACGUUUCGCAAGAUUCUCGCUGAGGUACUUCAUCGACAAGGAUCUCAUCGUUGGGCUGAAUCUGAAUCUGAAUACAAAGAGCUAUUGGCAAUUUGGGAGCAGAGGAAUCCGAGCAAUGAACAUGCGAUUACCUAUACCAAGGCAGGUCUAGCCGAACUAUAUCGAGAUAUGGAUUGUCUUGACAAAGCGGAGACCAUACUUCGACAAUUGGUAGACUCACGCAGAUACUGUCGAACAGAUCGUCGUCAAGACCUGAGUCGCCACAUGGAGAGCUUGGCAUCCCUGUAUAAACAACAAGGUCGUCAUGAAGAAGCCAUCACGCUUUCGGCAGAGGUGCUUGAACUUCAGGCCGCUGCAUUUGGCCGAGAGCAUCCGCGAACACUUUCGAGUAUGAGAAGCUUUGCAAGCGCACUGGAAGGUCAAAGUCGAAUUUCGGAAGCGACGGAAUUCAUGCGGGAGGCUUUUGACAAGCAAAAGAUGAUUUUUGGACUAGACCACGUGGAAACAACGCACACAGCAUAUCUACUGAUCGACUUAUUCGUUGCAAACGAAGAGCUAGAGGCCGCAGGUUGUCUAGCCGAAAGCUUGAUCAGCGUUCUUGACCCAGAUGCCUAUUCUGCGGACGCCUUUUCAGCAAAGCUAGUGGAUAUAUAUCUAGCAGAAGGCCGGGCAGAGAAAGCUCUAGAGAUUCUCACGAACUCACUGGCAAGAAAAAGACAUCUUCAUGAGGAAGAGCAUGAUGAGGUGCUUAGUGCUCAGGUUAAUUUGGCGUUAUGGCACGAGAAGCAAGGUCACCUUCGUAAGGCUGAGCAUCUCUACCAACAUGUGCAUCAGAUUCGCCAGCGAACUCUUGGCAGCGAAGACCCAAACACACUUGAAAGUCUUCAAUGCCUUGUAGAUCUUUAUUUGAUGCAUGAUGGCCUAGUUAACUCUGAGUCACUGUGGUCGAUGCUCAAUCAACUUUGCAAGUCAAGAGAAGCAUUGUUUGGGAAAGAGGACCCUCGGACUCUUCUGAACUUGUACGCACUAUCACUAGAGUUCAAUGCACAGGAGAAACCAUUCGAUGCCGCUGUCCUGCAACAAGAAAUUCUCCAGAUAUGCCUGAAAUCUGAGAGCGACUUUGAAGUGCUACCAGAUCUACUUGAAGCAUUGGCAGACAGCUGGGAAGAACUCGGCUGUGAGGAGAAUGCUGCAGACCUGAGAGGACAACUCGAGAUCAUAUCUGAAAACACGUCCUCCGGGGGACUUGCUACGCGUCUCAAUUCCUCCAAAGCGUUGUUAGAGCGUUUAGAGAAGUUCUCACUGACUGCUCAAUCUUUCGGGGGCUUGGACUGA
Molecule: messenger RNA, 3180 nt
Organism: Penicillium angulare
Lineage: Eukaryota; Fungi; Ascomycota; Eurotiomycetes; Eurotiales; Aspergillaceae
Product: TPR-like protein
Exons: 2
Coding region: 1-3180 (1059 amino acids)
Molecular function (GO): protein binding
Source: RefSeq, a predicted model, not a curated record